Quercus lobata is the source of this 750-nucleotide messenger RNA. RefSeq lists its product as uncharacterized. The transcript has 2 exons. The record is from RefSeq and is a predicted model, not a curated record. NCBI's taxonomy places the organism in Eukaryota, Viridiplantae, Streptophyta, Magnoliopsida, Fagales, Fagaceae. Bases 1 to 750 code for a protein of 249 amino acids.
AUGGCGGGAGAGCCUAGGAAGCGCAACCCAAACUUGUACUGUCAUUAUCAUCAGGAUCAUGGACACACGACAGAUAACUGCAGGAAUUUAUGGGAUCACUUGGAGCAGUUGGUCCAAGAGGGGAAAUUGAAGCAACUCUUGCAUCACUCUAGUGGAAGGGCGAGCCAGGCAGGUUCAGAGGCGCAUGGGGACGCUUCAUCAAGACCCCCUCUGGGUACGAUUAAUGUUAUCUUUGCGGCCCCUGGAAGGACUGGGUCUUGCCCCUCUAGGGUGUUGUCGCCCCAUGAGGAUGCUUUGGUGGUAACGUUGAGGAUUGGUGGGUAUGAUGUCAGAAGAGUGAUGGUCGAUCAGGGUAGCGCUGUGGAUGUAAUGUAUCCGGACUUGUACAAGGGGCUGGGUUUGAAGCCCGAGAACUUAACAACCUACAACUCUCCUCUGGUAAGUUUUGAGGGAAGGUUGGUCACUCCCAAAGGACUAAUUAGACUGCCUGUACAAGCAGGUACGGACAUGGUGGAGGUGGACUUUAUUGUCGUGGAUGUUUUUUCCCCGUACACAGCCAUUAUGGGCAGACCUUGGCUUCACACCCUCAAAGCGGUCUCGUCUACUCUGCAUCAAAAAGUGAAGUACCCAUCCGGAGACCAAGUGUUGGAAAUAGUAGGCGAUCAGGCGGCUGCUCGACAAUGUCUAGUAGCGGCUAUACAGCAUCGACCGGAAGCAGAGACCUCGGCUACGGCUGACAAUGAGUUGUAG